CGAGCCGCGCAAGGUCCAGAUGUAAAAACAAUACAUAGGAGGCCUCAAAAGAGACGAGUUCUCUGUCCAUAUAUCUAUUACCUUCCAUCGCCAGUAAAUUUCCAAUAUUGGAGUGGAUAUUAAAUAUUCUCCCCGACGAUGUUGGAGUACUUCGCCUACAAGAAGUUCAAGAAGCACAAGGCCGGCAAGGAGGAGCAGGGCCAAGUGCAUAAGGGCAAGGAGGCUGAAGGCCCUCCGACUCCGGUCUUGACCGAAGAUGACGAGCGUUUCCUUCGGCGAUUGACCGCCGCCCCAACUGACCAAAACAGCGACGAUGACGAACAGAGGCCAGCUCUCCCGCCUCGCGUCAGGACACCCGACCUUACCUGGGACAGCGACAGCGAGUCUUUCCGCAAGCCCAAGCAGGGGGAAGGCAGUAAAUCGGAGGGUAAAAACACCAACAAAAAGGCCAGUCGGCUAUCGCUGUUCCUGCGUAGGGACAAGAAGAGUCCAGAAGAUGCCGAUCUGGACCCAACAAGGCUCUCAGUCUCGGCGCCCGAGAUCGACCACGAGAGGGACGACCUGACGCGGGUCCUUGACGACCUGAACCUGUCGGCGAUGAACAACAAGGCCUUCUCGCUCUCGGACGAGUCCACCGAGCUGAUGAAGAACUUCACCAACGUGCUGAAGGACCUCGUCAACGGCGUCCCCACGGCCGCCAACGACCUGAAAGCCCUCCUCGACGACAAGGACGGCACCCUGGCCAAGACCUACGAGAAGCUGCCCAAGUCCAUGAAGAAGCUCGUGACCCAGCUCCCGGACAAGCUGACCUCGACCAUGGGUCCGGAGCUAUUCGCCGCCGCAGCCGCGGGCGCCAAGGGGCUCGAACAGGAGGAGCGCUCUUCGGGUGGUGGCGGCCUCAAGGGAGCGGCGAAGAGGCUCCUUGUACCUAAGAACCUUACCGACAUGGUGACCAAGCCGGGUGCCGUCGUCGGGAUGCUCAAGGCCAUCUUGAACGCGCUGAAGCUGCGCUGGCCGGCCUUCAUCGGGACGAAUGUCGUGUGGAGCGUCGCUAUAUUCCUACUGCUCUUUGUGCUUUGGUACUGCCACAAGAGGGGCCGCGAGGUCCGCCUGGAGCGCGAGAAGUCCGGGAGGCCCGAGGAAUCCGAUGGAAGGAUUGAGGAACUUCCCGACGACCUGGCCUUGCCUUGCCCGGAGUCGACACCAAGUGGCAAUCGGACGCCCGUCACCGUUGAGCGUGAGCGUGAGCGUGAGAGAAUUAGACGCUGAUAGGGUGAUCCACCAAACUUCCGCUGCUCAACCCCACUUGGAUCGUAUGGUCGUCGUGAUGGAUGAGUCUGGCCUGAUGGGGAAAAAAACCAGGUGCUGGAAAUGAGAUCGAAUGAUGAUCGAAUGCGGCUGGGAUAUGAUCUUUAGCAAUAGUGUAGAUACCCGCUUUUCUGAGGUGUUUUCUCCUUUUUCCUCUGGGCGUUUUCUUGUUCGAUGUCAACAAAGGGGAACGAAAUGGCCACUGCCUGUGGCGGCUCUGAUAAUAGCUUUUUUCUCAACGCAAUCAUGCUCUACAAACG
Molecule: messenger RNA, 1568 nt
Organism: Phialemonium atrogriseum
Lineage: Eukaryota; Fungi; Ascomycota; Sordariomycetes; Cephalothecales; Cephalothecaceae
Product: putative ring-like domain-protein
Exons: 2
Coding region: 139-1269 (376 amino acids)
Source: RefSeq, a predicted model, not a curated record